CCUUUCUCUGCAUCGCGUUCGCCGACCUCCGCUGCUACAGCGAAGAUGAUCACGAGUAUGAACGACAACGGGAAGAAGAACGCGACCGCCACAUGAGCAUACUACCAGUUCUGCUCAGGAGAUUCUUCCCUGCACCAGGCACUCUUGUGUCCAAGAAUGUGCCGCCGCCCUGAAUCUCUCCAUAUGCAGCUUCUCGCGAAUGUUCUGUGCCUGCGCGUCGAGACUUAUUGCCAUUGGCCUGUCGAGAGGGAUGCCGUACGAGAUCCCCUCAAAGUUCGACCGGCGCGCGGUCAAGACGGGCAAUCGUCUUUUGUGCUGCAGCCAAAGACCAAGUUGAGCAUGAGAGCGAGAUGUGGACGCGACAUACGGUUGGGAAGCCUAUGGAAGAUCUGGGCUCGAGAGAUCAGGACUUGUCGCAUGCGAGAGCGAGCGAGCGAGUAUUGAUUCGAACUCACUCUCGCAGGUCCGAAGGAACGGAUGCGGCAUGCGAUCCGAGCCUACCCCUGCCUCGUGCGGUGCCUCUAUGGGCUUCCACCAUGUAGAUACCAGCCUUGAAUGUAUCAUUUCGACGACCGAUGAGGUGAUGACCAGACGGCCCGU
Molecule: messenger RNA, 600 nt
Organism: Mycena citricolor
Lineage: Eukaryota; Fungi; Basidiomycota; Agaricomycetes; Agaricales; Mycenaceae
Source: the annotation of a GenBank genome assembly